AUGCCCGUUGUAGACUACCACGGCGUCGUACACCUCAUCGUAUCCACGUUUCUCAUUCCCAAUUUUCGAUCUUACCGACCAAUUCCGACCCUCCGCAAACCCCACAUGGGACAUCUCACUCCUAAACCUAACCACUUCACCGAGCCUAAACUCAAAAAUCUCUCAAAUACUCCAAAACCUAACGUGACCCGGAAACCUCCUCAGAUCUCUCCCGGGCUUCCCGCUUGCCACGAACGGGUAGGCCCGGAAACCCAUGACCUCCCGGGGCAAGUCCGAUCGAGUCCCAUCGGGUCGGCCUCUGUUUCUAUCGAGAUGCUUCAAUCGGGCGAUCGUCGGAGGUGGAGCAGACGUAGGUGGAUCCGAGGGCUGAAUCGGCGAGAGGAUCCUUCCGCUUUCGUAGGAGUAAGAGAGGAAUAA
This is a messenger RNA of Striga asiatica, 417 nucleotides long. Lineage: Eukaryota; Viridiplantae; Streptophyta; Magnoliopsida; Lamiales; Orobanchaceae. The record is from the annotation of a GenBank genome assembly.